UAUAGCGUCUGGAAGAAAUUAGACGCAGAAAUGGACAGUUCACUACAGUUCACUACUGUCCAUAUUACUGGGGAAAUUUGAAUGAAUUACAUCUUCACCAUCAACAUUGAUUACUGUUUGAUACUUUUUCUUCUUCUUCUUUUAUUGACAUCGUCAAAAUUACCUGCCAAGAAAGAUGACCUCAAUACAUCAAACUGAUGCCAACUACUUACAAUCAAUUUAUAGAAGGAGGCGAGAAACUUGAAUGUCUUCAUUAUUUUUAUGGGAAACGUGGAUAUUACACACCUUUCCAAUUCAUUGUUUGAUGCCCAUGAGGGUCUCCUCUGGUUUUUCCACAAAUAAUUUAAUGAAAAAGUUUGUACUGCGUGUGGUUUUGUGCACAGAGCCUCGUUGGACAGUAUCCCUGUAACACUAACGGGACAUCUUAACAUCUGCUCCAAGAUGAGAUGUGAUAAAAUGAUCACCUACCUAAGGAUUGUUGGCACAGUACUGUUUGGCAUUUCACUGCUUGUGGGAAUCUCUGCUGCCUACAUCAUGGGCUACAAGCUCAUAACGACUGCGGGCAACUACUUGUCCUUUGGUCUUUAUGGGGCAAUUCUAGUCAUACACCUCAUCAUCCAAAGCUUAUUUGCCCUGUUGGAACAUAGAAACAUGAAACGCUCCCUGGAAACCCCUAUCAAACUCAACAAAUCACUGGCCCUAUGUAUCGCUGCCUAUCAAGAGGAUCCCAGUUACCUGAGAAAGUGUUUAAUAUCUGUGAAGAGGCUCACCUACCCAGGGAUAAAGGUCAUCAUGGUUAUCGAUGGCAAUAAUGACGAAGACAACUACAUGAUGGAGAUCUUUCGGGACAUCAUGGGCCGGGAUAAGGCAGCCACAUUUGUAUGGAAAAGCAACUACCACCAUCGAGGGCCAGAGGAAAAUGUGGAAUCAUACGCUGAGAGUCUGCAGCACAUUUCUCGCCUGGUUCUCAACAAUAAGUGUGUGUGCAUUAUGCAGAAGUGGGGCGGGAAGAGGGAGGUCAUGUACACUUCCUUCAAAGCACUCGGAAGAUCUGUUGACUAUGUACAGGUAUGUGAUUCAGACACCAUGUUAGAUCCAGCCUCCUCUGUGGAAAUGGUUAAGGUUCUGGAGGAAGAUCCCAUGGUCGGAGGAGUAGGUGGAGAUGUACAGAUUCUGAACAAAUAUGAAUCGUGGGUCUCCUUCCUCAGCAGUGUGAGGUAUUGGAUGGCAUUCAACAUUGAAAGAGCUUGCCAGUCAUAUUUUGGAUGUGUACAGUGUAUCAGCGGGCCCUUGGGUAUGUACAGGAACUCCCUUCUUCAUGAGUUCUUGGAGGACUGGUACAAUCAGACAUUCAUGGGAAGCCACUGUAGUUUCGGUGAUGACCGGCACCUGACCAAUCGAGUUCUGAGCCUGGGAUAUGCCACAAAAUACACCGCUCGCUCAAAGUGCUUGACCGAGACACCCAUCACUUACCUACGCUGGCUCAACCAGCAGACUCGCUGGAGUAAAUCAUAUUUUAGGGAGUGGCUUUACAACUCAAUGUGGUUUCACAAGCACCACUUGUGGAUGACCUAUGAAGCCGUCAUCACAGGCUUCUUCCCCUUUUUUCUCAUUGCCACUGCAAUCCAGCUCUUUUACAAGGGAAGGAUCUGGAAUAUUCUUCUGUUCCUGCUAAUUGUCCAGGUGGUGGCACUCAUCAAGUCCUCCUUUGCCAGUUGCCUCCGUGGAAACAUUGUCAUGGUUUUCAUGUCCUUUUACUCAGUAUUGUACAUGUCAAGUCUGCUACCAGCAAAAAUGUUUGCAAUAGCCACAAUCAACAAAUCGGGUUGGGGAACGUCUGGACGGAAAACUGUUGUGGUGAAUUUUAUUGGGCUUGUUCCAAUCUCAGUUUGGUUCACAAUCCUUUUUGUUGGCAUUAUUUAUACAAUAAUCCAAGAAACACGAAAACCCUUCCCAGAGUCUGAAAAAAUUGUUUUAAUAAUUGGAGCAAUUGCGUAUGCCAGCUAUUGGGUUGUGUUUUUGACUUUGUAUGUUGUUCUUAUAAUGAAGUGUGGCAAGAGGAAGAAAGGGCAACAGUAUGACAUGGUUCUAGAUGUAUAGUAUUUACCCAGUUGCCUCUCCCCCUUUUCUACGUUUACAUUUUAAACAAGCUCAGACUGCUUUCAAACAUGCGGGCACUCCACAGGUGACAGAAAGUGACACCUUAAGGAGACAUCUUUGCUGCUUUGACUGGUACAAAGAUAUUCAUUUGAAGUGUUAACGGAACAUUAGAAUAAUGUUCAAACUGUUGAUGUGAGCUUUGACACCCUUGAAGUUUUAGUAUUCUACCACCAAAUGACAACUUCUUUGCACUUUCACAUUCACUCUCAAAAUACACAAUGCUUGAUAGAACUCUUAGGAACAAAAUACCUCAGUGGUUUUGUGCUAACCAAUUUGUGCUAAGUGUAUUGUGUGUGUGAUUGGAAUAGAGUAAAUUUAUAAAAAAAAAAAUCAAAAAAUAAUAAUUCUUGGUUAAUUUAUCAUUUUUACUUUAGUUUGUUUUAUAUAUAUGUAAAUAAAUAUAUUCUGUAUUUGCAUUUUAGAUUCAAAUCUAAAAGUGAACUGAGUAGUUUGAUUGAGCUUUACUUCUUAUUUGCAUAAUGUAUUUGUAUUGCCUUUUAUAUAGACUUGUUUAUUUUUUGUUUAGCCGCUAAAGAUUCUCUAUUUUUCACUAAUUGUUAAUUAUGAGCAAAUGAAAAUUUAACUGUUAGGACAAUGAGUUUUGUAUCUGACCAAAAUGUGAAAUUAAGAAGCUGGAUCUGUCUCUAUGAUGACAACAGUAAAAGGCAAAUCUUUGGAUAAGUUAUUCAUUAAGAAGAAGGGCAAUGAACCUGUGUUAUUAUAAUAAGUGUUGAUGGAGAGAAGACCUGUUUAUUUAUACACUAUGGUUUAUAGCUUUCUGGUUUGUGGCUAAAUGUUUUGUAUUAUGAAAUUAUCAUUUUCUGUUUCGUUUCAAUGUUUUAAAUUGUCCUGUAAAGUUACUGACAGUCCCACACAAUCUAUGCAUGUGUAAUAGGAAUAUAAUAAAUCAGAGGUCAGAUUGCUACACAAAUUCUGUACAGAGAGAGUCCAGAGCAUUUGCUCUAAACCGAGGCACAAAUUGCCUUUUGUAAUUGUUAUUUGUUCAUGCAACCUUCUAUCAUCCAUCAAUGUCCGGUGCAUUUUUGCAAAUCAUCCUUAAUUUUACUAUUCCCAAGUGAUGCCCUGGUUUCAUUUCCCAGUGAAGUCAGUUUCAAUUCCUAGCAACUUAAAGGGAUAGAUCAUCCAAAAAAUUGAAAUUUGUUGUUCUAAACCUGUAUGUUUUUUCUUUCUUCCAUGGAACACAAAAGGAGACAGUAGGCAAAAUAAUAAACUCAAUUACCAUUCACUUUCUUUGUAUCUUGUUUCACUGCAAUAAAAGUAAAUGGUGACUGAGGCAUUUUUGGGUGAACAAUCCUUUUAAUGUUUGCCAAAUGUACUGUAUACGAAUAUUAUGAUUUUAAUCAUAAACAAAAGAUGAUGAGUAAUGUUACUUUGUGUUAAAAUAAACUAUGGAUUAUAAUUGAUGAGGGCGUUUAAUUAAAAGGAAUAUGGAUUGGGGGAACAAGCCACGUGAUAAGAUGCGUGGAUUGAAUGUCUCAGACGCCGAGGCAACUGUCACUACGAGUCACUACGCCACCAUGAGGACUUAGAGCUCAUUGGGAAUUGGGCAUACCAAACUGGGGAGAAAAGGGGAGAAAAAAGUUUGGUUACUGAAAUUACAGCAAAUUUAACCUGCAGUAUUGUCAUAAAGCACUUUUUUCUUUGUGCCAAAUAAAAGAAAAUGAUACUUCAUCAUUU
Molecule: messenger RNA, 3858 nt
Organism: Xyrauchen texanus (razorback sucker)
Lineage: Eukaryota; Metazoa; Chordata; Actinopteri; Cypriniformes; Catostomidae
Product: hyaluronan synthase 2
Exons: 4
Coding region: 442-2100 (552 amino acids)
Biological process (GO): extracellular matrix assembly; hyaluronan biosynthetic process
Molecular function (GO): hyaluronan synthase activity
Source: RefSeq, a predicted model, not a curated record